UUCUUUUGACUACAAAACCAAGCGCCAUGACCGCCACAACUGCACCUGUGACCUCCAGUCUCGACCUAAUCGGCAACACGCCGGUGGUCCGCCUCCGCAAUGUCGUCCCCGAAGGCCACGCCGACGUCUUCCUGAAAAUCGAAAUUGGCAACCCUACAGGCUCGCACAAGGACCGAAUGGCGCGAUCGAUGAUCGAGGAGGCCGAAAAGCGCGGAGACCUCAGGCCCGGGAUGACCGUGGUGGAAGCAACAGGAGGAAGCACCGGGUCCGCUCUGGCCUUCAUUUGCGCACUCAAAGGCUACAAGUUCCUCGUGGUCUCCUCCGAUGCCUUCGCCAUGGAGAAGGUUCGGACGAUGCGUGCGCUGGGUGCAGAGGUCGAGCUCAUUCACAGCCCGUCGGGCCAGAUCACGCCGGACCUCAUCCCGUCAAUGAUGCGGCGCGCACAGGAAAUUGUCGACUCCAGCGAUAACUACUUCUACGCGAACCAGGCUACCAACAACGACGCUCUCAUCGGCUAUGAAGGGAUUGGUCGGGAGUUACUACAGCAGUUCCCGGACGGGAUCGACGCGUUCUGUGGCGCCGUGGGAGGAGCUGGUAUGGUGAUGGCUGUCUCUAAAGUCCUGAAGGCUCAAUGGCCUCGGACGCGCGUCGUCGUGCUGGAGCCCGCUUCCUCGCCCGUCAUCACGCAAGGUCGCGCUGGCACCCACCAGGUCGAUGGCGUCGGUCUCGGAUACAUGCCCGCUCAUCUGAACCGGGAGCUCUAUGAUGAGGCACGCGGUAUUCCGGAAGAAGAGGCUCGUGCGAUGUGUCGACGCCUCGCGAAGGAGGAGGGCUUGCUGGUUGGAACUUCGACCGGGUUGAAUGUUGUCGCUGCUAUAGCUUUGGCCAAGGAGCUGGGACCGGGAAAGACUGUUGUCACGCUCGCUUGUGAUACCGGCUUCAAGUACAUGAGCGGCAGUCUUUUUGCCGACAAUUAGUGACUGGAGCCUUGUGAGUAAGAGAUACCUCGUGGUACUGGUCAAUCGGAGACAGGAUUGUAUGCUGGUGUACGUCGUGAGCUGUAGAGACAGCACUGUGUAUUGUAUUUGUUUAAGAUACUG
This is a messenger RNA of Aspergillus homomorphus CBS 101889, 1100 nucleotides long. RefSeq names its product PLP-dependent cysteine synthase family protein. The coding region runs from base 27 to 977 and encodes 316 amino acids. Gene Ontology annotation, cellular component: cytoplasm. The record is from RefSeq and is a predicted model, not a curated record. Gene Ontology annotation, biological process: L-cysteine biosynthetic process. Lineage: Eukaryota; Fungi; Ascomycota; Eurotiomycetes; Eurotiales; Aspergillaceae. The transcript has a single exon.